AUGGACAAAAAGAACAGCACUAUUAUAACAGAAUUCAUUCUACUUGGUCUGACCCAGUCUCAAAAUAUCCAGCUACUAGUUUUUGUGCUGAUUUUAAUUUUCUACCUCAUUAUCCUCCCUGGAAACUUGCUCAUCAUCCUCACUAUCAAAUUAGACCCUGGCCUCUCAACACCCCUCUACUUCUUUCUGGGGAACUUGGCCUUUCUGGAUGCAUCCUACUCUUUUAUUGUAGCUCCUAGGAUGCUAAUGGAUUUUCUUUCUGUGAAGAAGGUAAUCUCCUACAGAAAUUGCAUUGCUCAACUCUUCUUCUUGCACUUCCUUGGAGGAGGAGAAGGGCUGCUCCUCGUGGUGAUGGCCUUUGAUCGCUACAUUGCCAUUUGUCGACCUUUGUACUAUUCAACCGUCAUGAACCCUAGAGCCUGUUAUGCCUUGGUGUUUGGACUGUGGCUUGGAGGCUUUAUACACUCCAUUAUCCAAGUGGCACUCAUCCUCCGUUUGCCCUUUUGUGGCCCAAAUGAAUUGGAUAAUUUUUUCUGUGAUGUGCCUCAGGUUAUCAAGUUGGCCUGCACAGAUACCUUUGCAGUGGAGCUCCUGAUGGUUUUCAAUAGUGGCCUUCUCACUCUUCUUUGCUUUCUGGGACUUCUAGCCUCCUAUGCAGUCAUUCUCUGCCAUAUACAUAGGUCUGCUACCGAAGGGAAGAGCAAGGCCAUGUCCACAUGCACCACUCAUAUCAUCGUUAUACUUCUUAUGUUUGGACCUGCCAUCUUCAUUUAUACUCGUCCAUUCCGUGCCUUACCAGCUGACAAGGUGGUUUCUUUUUUCCACACGGUAAUCUUUCCACUGAUGAAUCCAGUGAUUUAUACCCUUCGUAACCAGGAAGUGAAAGCUUCUAUGAAGAAGUUGUUAAUGCGGCAUGUGGUCUGUUGA
This is a messenger RNA of Suncus etruscus (white-toothed pygmy shrew), 927 nucleotides long. Its product is annotated as olfactory receptor 4N4C. The transcript has a single exon. The coding region runs from base 1 to 927 and encodes 308 amino acids. Gene Ontology annotation, molecular function: olfactory receptor activity; G protein-coupled receptor activity. NCBI's taxonomy places the organism in Eukaryota, Metazoa, Chordata, Mammalia, Eulipotyphla, Soricidae. Gene Ontology annotation, cellular component: membrane. Gene Ontology annotation, biological process: G protein-coupled receptor signaling pathway. The record is from RefSeq and is a predicted model, not a curated record.